Messenger RNA from Glycine soja, 1652 nucleotides. Its product is annotated as leucine-rich repeat receptor-like serine/threonine-protein kinase BAM3. The transcript has a single exon. The coding region runs from base 252 to 1520 and encodes 422 amino acids. Gene Ontology annotation, molecular function: protein binding. The record is from RefSeq and is a predicted model, not a curated record. Lineage: Eukaryota; Viridiplantae; Streptophyta; Magnoliopsida; Fabales; Fabaceae.
UCUCUCUCUCUUGUAUUCUUUCUUUCUAGAAACAAUAAAAACACAGAAAAAAUCUGAAUUUGGAAAAAGGUUGGUGCAUCGGACAAGUUUCUGAGUUGAAUCAGUUCCGCCCGUGAACCAAAAAAGAUAUCUCUUACCACAAAACUCACCUUUUCUUCCAUGACCAUCAAAACUCUCUCACUUUCACUCCGCAUACAACGGUUCUGAUUUGCCUCCAGUUCCCCACACAGAGAGAAGAGUGAAAAUCGCGAAUGGGGACUCUCUGUUUCCCUCUAUUUGCGAUCAUCGCAAUUUUUUGGGGAGUAUUAUUAGGAGCAGCAUCAAAAACACAUGUUGGAGAUGCAGAGGUUCUGAAGGAGCUGAAGCAAGGUCUGGACCCAGCUUCGGUGAAGCCAGGCUCGUGUGUGAGUUCCUGGGACUUCACCGUGGACCCAUGCGACAACCUUUUCGGUGAGAAAUUCACGUGCGGCUUCAGAUGUGACGUCGUCGUUUCGGGGCUGAGUCGAGUCACGGAACUCACAUUAGACCAAGCUGGUUACUCUGGCUCCCUCUCCUCCUUCACUUGGAACCUUCCUUAUCUACAAACUCUCGAUCUCUCCAACAACUACUUCUCCGGUCAAAUUCCAUAUUCCUUCUCAAACCUCACUCGUCUGAGCCGACUCAGUCUCUCGUUCAACUCGUUCUCCGGCGAGAUACCCUCUUCCCUAGGCACACUCUCCGACCUCCAAGAGCUUUAUCUCGACAACAACAACCUGCGAGGAGCAAUCCCAGAAAGUUUCAACCACCUGGCCAACCUUAAAAGACUCGAACUCCAGUCUAACAAACUCAACACCCACCUUCCAAACUUGGAGUCCCUAAGAAAUCUCAAAUUCCUCUACCUCAGCGACAAUUUCAUCGCCGGAGCGUUGUCGGCGUCGCUCCCUGUUUCCUUGGUUCAGAUUUCAAUCAGGAACAACAACUUAAGCGGUGUCUUACUUGGUGAAAGUUUUAAGAGCUUGAGGAGGUUGCAGGUGGUGGAUUUCAGCUCCAACCAAUUGAGUGGCUCUGUUCCCUCUGUUUUCUUCGAGCUUCCAUCGUUGCAGCAAUUGACACUAUCCUUCAACAAAUUCACGAAUCUCGAGGCACCUUUUAAGGGAGUGGAAUCGCAGAGUGGACUUAUAGCGGUUGAUCUGAGCAACAACAGGCUUCGGGGUUUUUUGCCGUCGUUCAUGGCGGUGAUGCCUAAGCUUUCGUCGUUGUCGUUGGAGAAUAACGAAUUCACGGGAAGAAUACCGACCCAGUUCGGUGUGAAAACGGUCUUUCCCGAAAAGGGAGUGUCUUCGUUCGGGAGGCUUCUGUUGGGUGGGAAUUACUUGCUGGGAGGGAUACCUCGACCCUUGUUAGCGCUGAAACGCGAUUCUGCGAACGUGAGUUUGGUUGGUAACUGCUUAUACAGGUGCCCUCAUAGUUUCUUUUUCUGCCAGGGUGGUCAACAGAAAUCCUUGGCACAGUGUAAUAGAUUUAGCCCUCCCUCAACUUAACUUCGUACACGAAACCUCUUUGAUUUUCACUUCUAGAUUCUCUCUUUUUUUAAAAUUUUUUUUGUUGAUUUAUGGUUAGGGAUCUUGUCUUAAAUCUUAAAUGCGACACAAUCAUGAGAGGGUUUGGGUCAA